This is a messenger RNA of Homo sapiens (human), 2650 nucleotides long. RefSeq names its product LARGE xylosyl- and glucuronyltransferase 2 (gene LARGE2). Bases 136 to 2106 code for a protein of 656 amino acids. The transcript has 14 exons. Gene Ontology annotation, molecular function: xylosyltransferase activity; glycosyltransferase activity; manganese ion binding. NCBI's taxonomy places the organism in Eukaryota, Metazoa, Chordata, Mammalia, Primates, Hominidae. Gene Ontology annotation, biological process: protein O-linked glycosylation via mannose. Gene Ontology annotation, cellular component: Golgi membrane. The record is from RefSeq and is a predicted model, not a curated record.
GCCUCUCCCCUGGUUCCCGCACCCUGGCCGGCGGCUGCGAGCGCAGGGCCCAGCCCGGGAGCCGCUGGAGCAGGGCCUGCGAUGGAGCCUGCAGCCCCGGGUCGCGUCCCUCCCUGAGCGCCCCCGUCGGCGGCCAUGCUGCCCCGAGGGCGCCCCCGGGCGCUGGGGGCCGCCGCGCUGUUGCUGCUGCUGCUGCUGCUCGGAUUCCUCCUGUUCGGUGGGGACCUGGGGUGUGAGCGCCGCGAGCCUGGCGGGCGAGCGGGGGCCCCGGGAUGCUUCCCCGGCCCGCUCAUGCCACGUGUCCCCCCAGACGGGAGGCUGCGGAGAGCCGCCGCCCUCGACGGAGACCCGGGGGCCGGCCCCGGGGACCACAACCGCUCCGACUGCGGCCCGCAGCCGCCGCCGCCGCCCAAGUGCGAGCUCUUGCAUGUGGCCAUCGUGUGUGCGGGGCAUAACUCCAGCCGAGACGUCAUCACCCUGGUGAAGUCCAUGCUCUUCUACAGGAAAAAUCCACUGCACCUCCACUUGGUGACUGACGCCGUGGCCAGAAACAUCCUGGAGACGCUCUUCCACACAUGGAUGGUGCCUGCUGUCCGUGUCAGCUUUUAUCAUGCCGACCAGCUCAAGCCCCAGGUCUCCUGGAUCCCCAACAAGCACUACUCCGGCCUCUAUGGGCUAAUGAAGCUGGUGCUGCCCAGUGCCUUGCCUGCUGAGCUGGCCCGCGUCAUUGUCCUGGACACGGAUGUCACCUUCGCCUCUGACAUCUCGGAGCUCUGGGCCCUCUUUGCUCACUUUUCUGACACGCAGGCGAUCGGUCUUGUGGAGAACCAGAGUGACUGGUACCUGGGCAACCUCUGGAAGAACCACAGGCCCUGGCCUGCCUUGGGCCGGGGAUUUAACACAGGUGUGAUCCUGCUGCGGCUGGACCGGCUCCGGCAGGCUGGCUGGGAGCAGAUGUGGAGGCUGACAGCCAGGCGGGAGCUCCUUAGCCUGCCUGCCACCUCACUGGCUGACCAGGACAUCUUCAACGCUGUGAUCAAGGAGCACCCGGGGCUAGUGCAGCGUCUGCCUUGUGUCUGGAAUGUGCAGCUGUCAGAUCACACACUGGCCGAGCGCUGCUACUCUGAGGCGUCUGACCUCAAGGUGAUCCACUGGAACUCACCAAAGAAGCUUCGGGUGAAGAACAAGCAUGUGGAAUUCUUCCGCAAUUUCUACCUGACCUUCCUGGAGUACGAUGGGAACCUGCUGCGGAGAGAGCUCUUUGUGUGCCCCAGCCAGCCCCCACCUGGUGCUGAGCAGUUGCAGCAGGCCCUGGCACAACUGGACGAGGAAGACCCCUGCUUUGAGUUCCGGCAGCAGCAGCUCACUGUGCACCGUGUGCAUGUCACUUUCCUGCCCCAUGAACCGCCACCCCCCCGGCCUCACGAUGUCACCCUUGUGGCCCAGCUGUCCAUGGACCGGCUGCAGAUGUUGGAAGCCCUGUGCAGGCACUGGCCUGGCCCCAUGAGCCUGGCCUUGUACCUGACAGACGCAGAAGCUCAGCAGUUCCUGCAUUUCGUCGAGGCCUCACCAGUGCUUGCUGCCCGGCAGGACGUGGCCUACCAUGUGGUGUACCGUGAGGGGCCCCUAUACCCCGUCAACCAGCUUCGCAACGUGGCCUUGGCCCAGGCCCUCACGCCUUACGUCUUCCUCAGUGACAUUGACUUCCUGCCUGCCUAUUCUCUCUACGACUACCUCAGGGCCUCCAUUGAGCAGCUGGGGCUGGGCAGCCGGCGCAAGGCAGCACUGGUGGUGCCGGCAUUCGAGACCCUGCGCUACCGCUUCAGCUUCCCCCAUUCCAAGGUGGAGCUGUUGGCCUUGCUGGAUGCGGGCACUCUCUACACCUUCAGGUACCACGAGUGGCCCCGAGGCCACGCACCCACAGACUAUGCCCGCUGGCGGGAGGCUCAGGCCCCGUACCGUGUGCAAUGGGCGGCCAACUAUGAACCCUACGUGGUGGUGCCACGAGACUGUCCCCGCUAUGAUCCUCGCUUUGUGGGCUUCGGCUGGAACAAAGUGGCCCACAUUGUGGAGCUGGAUGCCCAGCUCUCAGGGGCUACAGGGUAAGCCUGUUCUCUGGAGCUGCACCUUCCCCGCAGGCCAGGCAAGCCAGGCAGCCACUGCUCCUCUGCCCCACCCUGCAGGAAUAUGAGCUCCUGGUGCUGCCCGAGGCCUUCACCAUCCAUCUGCCCCACGCUCCAAGCCUGGACAUCUCCCGCUUCCGCUCCAGCCCCACCUAUCGUGACUGCCUCCAGGCCCUCAAGGACGAAUUCCACCAGGACUUGUCCCGCCACCAUGGGGCUGCUGCCCUCAAAUACCUCCCAGCCCUGCAGCAGCCCCAGAGCCCUGCCCGAGGCUGAGGCUGGGCCGGCGCUGCCCCUCAUCUUAGCAUUGGGCAGACACCAGGGCAACCUGCCCUCCGCCAUCCCUGCUAUUUAAAUUAUUUAAGGUCUCUGGGAAGGGCUGGGGCAGAGCAUCUGUGGGGUGGGGUCUUCCCCUUGCUGCUAUUGUAUGGCUGGGGACUGGUCUCUCUCUGCCCCAGCCAGUUUGGGGCUGGUUCCCCCAUCUUGAAUUGUUUAUCCCUUUUUCAUAAUUAAAGUUUUAAAACAUC